AUGAUGGUCCUUCUGGCAAAGCUUCGAAGCCGGUAAGUCAUUAGGUUUUAUAAUACCCCAACAGCAUGCAAGAAAUGCUCAAUUUGCAUUUCCUGUAGAUCUUCGGUCUCGAAAAGACCGGCACACAAAAGAUAGAUUCAAACAAAAAAUUAUUUCCAGGAACAGAGCAAAUGUCACCAUAAUUUUUUUUCUCUUAAUGGCACAAUAGGCGACGUAAUCUUAUAUAUCUUGUUUCACACGCUGUAAAAAGCGCGGUUCAAAAAAAAGAGGCCAACUUGAUAUCUCAAAGUUCGUUGAAGUGGAUUGAAAAUGUCAGGGCGCAGCUCGAUAGUCUGGCUGUGCUGCGCCAAAUCAUUUUCUGUCGCUUGCCUCUUUGAAGUAAUCAAAAAAUGCCUCUUUGCCUCUCUUAUAUCUAAUAUUAGGACACUUUAGUCUCAAAUAGCGCAUAAUCUUGUAAGUACAAGGAUUAACGAAUAGUUGAGUGCGUGUGAACGCAGGCGUUGGAAGAAUAUCGACAUUUUUGGAGCAAACAAAGUUAUUUUUAGUACGGAGCUGGCCCAAUGUACAUGUCAAUGAUUAGUUAGGAUGAGUAAGAGAUUUACAUAAUUUUUAACGGAAUUAAUUUAAGGAAAAAUAUCUCUGACUUGCGGAUUAUGUUUAAUAACAAGUAGGGAGAAUCACAAAACAUUGGGUUACUAUAGCUUCGACGUUAAUCUUAUGCCCUAAGAAUAUCCAAAAUUGUCGAAUUUAGCUAUUAUAUUUGUCACCUUGAAAAAUUUCUCUAAAGUGCGCCACGAAAAGAAGCCAUUAUAAUUGCAAAAAGAAAAAAUAUUUCAAAUAAACAUGUAGAAAGUUGUCGCUAUAAUUUAUUCCCGUCGUUAUUGAUACGGUAGACAAAGAAGUUUUUUGGACAACGAUAUACUAUACAAAGGUUUCUGAACAACGGAACCCUGACUUUCUACUCGUAAGCCUAAAAAAGCUAGUUUUUUUCUGUCUUAUCGAAUAGGGUUUUGAACUCGGCCAACGAACUCUUCUGAAUUUAAACUUGAGCUCGAGAAUUUUAAGAUCCUUGGACCGGGGUUUAGAGUCUUUCGGAGCCAUUUACAAUUGCACAGUGUAAAAUUUCGACCUUUUUUUCAACAAAGCCUAUCCUUUUAACUUCCCCAACCAAGUUUCAAGACGUUUGCACUCCUUUUUACGGCCUUUCCCUUUGAAGGAUCAUCGAAACGUUCUUCAAGUGCAUCUUGUUCGUGGUUUGAAUUUUGAAUGCAAAAAUUUAAAUGGCGUUUUUCGUUGAGUCAAGGUAAAUUUAGACGCAUUUUGCGGUAAAUUGCUUUUGCCUUCCCAAAUGCUAAUUAAUUAUUGCCUAAAUCGGUGAUUAAACGGGGGAGAAAUUCCGUAAAUCCGAGGACUCGUUUUUUUUGCAAGCUACAAUGGGUUUAAUUGGUCGUCAGUCGUCUUGCACCUGCGUAUUUUUACCGUAGUAAUCGUCGUUUAAUCGCGGGAUAUAUUAUUAGAUUUUCUCUAAAAUCUUGCAUAGGUGGUAAUUAAGAUUCGAGUAGCUUUAUAUCACGUCCAAAUAAGGAUUGUUGUUUGCGCUGACAUUUGCCACAGGAAAACAAAAAAUUGUAGUUUUUCGAAAAAAUAUUUUCUUUCAUUAGAGGAAUUUUAGUUUUAUCCCAGAGCGAAAACAAACUUGUUUUCUAAAUUUUAUUCGUUUCAAUUUCGAAUUUUUUAUAUGAAUUCAAAUCAAGCCAUUAUUUUUGUAGCGAAGACCUCCAGUUUCCUAGAACGCCUUGUAUUUUUUGCUUCUUUGCACUCAACUUUUCAUAAUUUACAAAAACUGUGUAUAAUAUAUUCCUCAUGUGACACUCAUAUCACAAAAUGCCACACAGUAUUCUCUGUUUUGUGACCGUAAUGGUGCUUGUGAUAAUUAUCGUUGUCAUCGUAAAAGGCGACUAUACAAUCCUGCGGAGACCUUUCAUUUUCCGGUUCUCUGUAACUUCUUGAUGUUUAUGGCCAUUUGGAUUGUAGGAAUUACCAAAAAAAGUGUCGGAAAUUAAGUUUUUAAUGCUACAGUAAGUGGGAGAUUAUUACGUGUGCCAUCUUUUGCAAAGGGAAAAGGGGUGAUUAGGGCAUGGUUGUUCUUUGGAAAGUAAAUUAUUUUUUUUCUCGUAGCGUUCAAUUUUGUCCAACAUUGCAAACGCAAUGGAAGCUUUGCUAUGAAAUUUCGCUUCUUUCAGUACUGCAGCGCAUGGUAGCCAGUUUUUGAUAUGGAAAGUUGUAAAAAUACAAACUUUUCGCAUUUUACAACCUCGAAACUGCAUCUAUUUCCACAAGGAUGUGUAGACUGAAAAAUUAGCGAAGCACCGGUAUGAACAACAACCGUUAACUCCCGCUUAUCCUUAUUCGUGCCAUUCCCUCCAAAUCCAGGCAAAAGGAUUUGUAAUUUUAAUUAAACAACUCAUCCGCUAACAAUUGAAAGAUGCGUGACAUUUCCGGGUUUCGGAAUCCUCAAAACCAGAGAUUCUGCAAAAAAAUUGAUUGUGUUUUAUGUCUGAUGGAGAAAUAACGUGGAUUCGCCUUGGAAUCGCGCAUCAUUGCCUUAGCGACAAGGCACGAUUUUGUCCAUAGUGCCGAGGGAGAUCCACAUUAUUUUCCCGACAGACGGAUAAUUACAGUAUUGCGAAAGACAAAGAUUUUCGAAAGCCACUCCUCUGUACGGCUUGUACCUUCUGUCACUGUAAACUCUGGUCUUCUUUUCUACUUAGCCAAUGGUUUAGUAAAAAACAAAAGACAUGAGGUUCUUUGCCACGUGAGUAAUCUUAUCUUUUUUGAAGAAUCCCUACAUUUCGCAGAUUAUUUUUUUGUUUCAAUUAUCUUAUUACUGCGUUUUGGGUUUAAAUCUCUGAGAUUAUCACCUCCGGUCGCGUUAUUCAGCAUGCACUUUUAUCCCGGAAUCUUAUCCGACUUUUUUGAAAAGAAGAAUAAUUAAUUUGCAUAUUAGCAGUCUGUAGGGAAAAUAAUGAGCAAUCUGUCGCGUCGGAAGUCCCCAUGAAUUGAGUCGCGACAAAACCAUAGUGGUUUUCGCUUUUAAGUUUAGCGACGCGAUCGGCUCAGUUUUCAUUAUUUUCCCGACAAAAAAAAAAUACAUGCAAAAAAUGUGGUUAUUGUUAAUAGCCUUGAUUACAACGAUUUUUUUUUGAGGGUUCACAAUGUUUCAGCUACAAAGCACAUCUCCUUUUGUUGUAAAUUAAGUUAUCCUCAACAAUGCUGACAUUAAUUUUCAGUCUUAAUUUUCCCAUUGGGCACGUAAAUUUUUGAUAUUUUAUUCAAUCUUAAUUUCCCUCCAUGCAAUUCGGGUUCAAUACACUUAAUUUGAUAGUAUUUUUGGCUGCAGCAGCAGACCAAUUUCACUCUUUAGGGCUCUAUUUUUGGAUCAUGAGGUAAUUACAGUCGAAGGAUGUUUUUGCAAUGCUAUAUGAUUACAAAAUAUUUAUUUGAAGUUGUGGGUUAUAGUCUCAAAUUAUCCCGGCAAGGAAUACGAAAUAUAAUACUACAAAUUUUUGGACCUUCGAGAAAGGUAUUUCCUUAUUACACCGAUAAUUACCCGGUAAUAUUACAGUCCCGGAGCUACGAAAGACGAUUGUAUUAUGUUAUAAAUACUUUGCCAGUGUCUGUUUGAGCCUCGUUUUUUCGGUUCAAAUUAUGUAUCAGUCGGUAGGGAAAAUAACAAUGUCUUUGCGUCAAUCACAUCGCGAAACUGAAAAAGCAAGCUGAUUUUGUCGUGACGCAACUCUUUUUCUCGGCGUCGAUGCGAUUUUCGGUCCUAUAUGUAGUGCUCAUUAUUUUACGGAUUGAUACAAUUAAUGAAGAGCUUUGAUUUCCAUUGUUACUUGAUGCAAUAAUAGACCAAGCUAUAAAACAAAUGCCCUUCCGUGUUAAAUAUUGGCUGCGUACUGAUGAUUUCUUUGUUUUUAUAGGUCAGCUGUCAAAAGUGGCGUCAAAGGUCUCUGUUCGCGUGCCGACAAAUGCAGUAACUGCGAGUAUGUUUAACACUGUGUACGUUUUGGUAUAGCAUUUGUCUGGUAAAAUGGCGAGAGCUGGCGGACACAUUUUGAUAAAACAUAGGCAGGCGUAGAAUUGAAAUUUCGAUGGGAUAUGGGAGAUUUAUAGCCAGCAUAUCGUAAAAAACAGUCGAGAUUUUACUGUUUUUUACUAAUCCAUCUGGAAAAUGGUCGGACUGAUUCUUGGCGUUUGCACUGUGCAAAAACAGCGGAGUGCAUGCGACAGCACAAACAGCCAUUUGCAUGGUGCAAAAAGGAAGAAACUGCCGCACGCAGUAAACUGAACUUUUGUUUUCUCAAUUGUCACAGUGCAAGUCGCAGAAAUCAGUCUGGUGACCUUCCGGACAGGCCAGUCUUGUCCCUAAACUUUUUGUCAUGUGGGAAAGUAAAGAUAUGGAGUCCAAAAAAUUGUUUUUUCCUUGUCCAUCGCACUAUUUUUUAUGGUCGCUCAUCUGCAAAGGGCGCGAAAUAUCUGGCAGUCUUUGUAAAUUUGGAAAUUAAAGCUAGAGCUUACAAACAGAAAAAUCGAAAGCAAGUCGUAAACUGAAGGUCAGAGAACUCUCCUAAUUGAAGAGUGCCACUUCAGAACAGCAUUAGCUGCCCGUGCUGCCAUAGAUCUCAUUUCCAAGCGCUCAAUGUUCAUCUGGACCCUGAGGCAUUCUUAGCGCCCCGCCUUGUCGCCUUAACAAUCCGCUUCGAAGAUGUUCGCCCCAUUGUGUUUGUACGUGUGAACAACAAAUAAUUUAUGAGUUCAGAAGGCUGAGCGCUUUUUGAGGAUUCCCCCCUCCCUGUCAUUUUCAUUUGCCCUAAUCCGAAAAGGUGUAGUCGCGGGGCGGAGUUUUGCACGAUAUAUAAAGUGCAAUGGUAGGUAGAGAUUUGGGCGCGGUUAGGCAAGGCGACGGUUUCAAAUUGUGGGAAUGGCUCUUUUGUAAUUGAAAAUUACAACAAGCGUCUAGACCUAAGUUUCUAGGGGAUUCCCCGGGGAGAAAACUUGCAUCCUGCCAUGUGAUUAGCGGUGUAAUCUUGAAGCCUUAAGCCAAUCCUUUCAUCUCAUGUUACAAACUUGAAUUUUUUAUUUUAUCCUUUCACUUGAAUCCCUCGAAUCCAGACGACUUUUCGGGAUCUCUGCCUUCCAGACAGUUGUCCCAUAACUUCUUAACCCCAACAAAGUUAGCUGGCAAUUCGAUUACUGGGGGGUUUUUCCUGUUCUGCGUCCACCCUCAGGAUGUUUGUUGUGCCCGGAAAAACAUAGUUUAUCAUAAACUAGGAUAAAUUAUGCAUACGGACAUACUUUAUCAUGCGAUGCAUAUUUUUCGGCGUUCAAAUUCCAUUUCAAAACCUCCAGAAAUCUUGUUUUUUUACCACCCCUCUCCCUGUUACACUAGUUGUUUUGGGGGUGACUGUGAAUGCCAUGUUACUCUGACUAAUGUACCCGCUAAUGUCAGUUUAUUGCGUCUGUGUCCGAGAACUCGCAUGCGAUGCACUCGAAAUUUUUCCGAAAAACUCUUGAACUAAAUGUGUGCCGGUUUUGCAGACUGCCUUAGCACAGUCAAAGUCAUACUGGAGACCACCACCCAACCUCGACAACGUAUGAGUGCCUAUGUGUACAUUUUCAGAAUGAGCGCCGGCGUGAAACACGUGGGCGUGCGGCCGGACAGCGAUCUGCUGGCGCGAACGGCGAAGAGCGCGAGCUUGGACGGAAUGUCGGACCAGGUAAGGGGCAUUUCAAUAUUAUACUCGAUAACUAAGUGUUCCAAAAAGACUGUAUUUUUUAAAAAACCUUAAAAUUCGGUUCAAACAGAUCCAUUUCCUCCUCCCAAUGCCAGUAGGGUCAUGUACAAUAUAGUGUGUCCUAUUUUUACUAAUCUUCCCAAUUUCAGCCUCAAGACCCAACUGUUUACAUGAUGAUCUGCCUGUUUGCCGACAUUCUCAUCUGGACUUUGGCCGGAAUCAUUCUCUACCGUGCCGUGAAAGCGUGCAAACAAAGCAGUCGCGACCAGGGCGAGCUGGAGACCCGCUACGCUCGCUUCGACGGUGAAGACGUUGUCGGGGACUAUAGUGAGGACGAAAUUGAAAUCAGUGAAGACGAGGACGACGUUCGGCGAUCCGUUGAAGAAAGAGCCUCUUUCAACUUUUUCCCCAACAUCUACCCGACUUCAUUGAAGAGAAUGGAAGAGGGAAAAGCGGUCCUAAUGUCAUUGAUGCCCAUGAGAGACGUCAACGUGGACAGCGAAUGCAAAAUGAGCCGACUGCAGCGGUUUUGGCAGCGACUCCGACGCGGAAGCAAGACCCAUACCGUGCCAAUCGUAACGACGUUGCAAAACCAACACGGCGCCGAAUACGUCUAG
This is a messenger RNA of Bursaphelenchus xylophilus (pine wood nematode), 6415 nucleotides long. The record is from the annotation of a GenBank genome assembly. Lineage: Eukaryota; Metazoa; Nematoda; Chromadorea; Rhabditida; Aphelenchoididae.